GAAAGGGGGUGCCAAGAAGAAGACGAAGAAUGAGAGUGACGAUGACGCCAGCUGCCAAAGUGACUGCUCUGAGUCUUCAGAGCAGGAUGGAGAUUCCGAGGAUGGAGAUUCCGAUUUGAAGGCUCGCAAGCUGAAGUCCGAGAACUUGGAGACGCCUCCCAAGGAUCAUGCAAUCAUCAUGUCUCGACUAAAGAGCAUUGUUUCGGAUGUGAAGCAGAGCAAGCAGCCGAACAACAAGUACACGCUUCCGCCUGCAGUUCUGUCUUCCUUGGCUUCUAUUCCUGAGCCUGCGCCUUUCCGUCCCUCCUUGCACUUCCGGGCUUUGGCAACAAGGUACAAGAACGCCAACACUGUCGAUGACGAUAUGCCUGUGGAUGAUGAUGCUGACAAGAAUGUGCCCAAAUCACGCAAAAGGCGCAGGAAGGCAAAUAAGUUCCGGAGAGUCCGGCAGGCUGUCAUGAAUGCGAAGAAGAAUGAAUUGACCAAGCCUAAGAGGCCCGACGCAGCUAGUGCCCCGACAUCUAAGCCCAAGAGGACUGCAGGUGCAGAUGAGGUCAAGCCAGCUUCCUAUGCGCCCGGUAAGUUCAGGGAUGCCCGGCUGGACUUCAUUCGGCGCCAGAUGCAUGAGCAGAGUCUGUCGUGGAAGGAAGCCUGCAAGCUCUGGCUGCCAUCGGCAGAGCGUGCAUCUUUCCUGCAGGGGAUGUCAAAGUCUGAGCUGAGCAAGAGAAGGUUCAACGUUUGA
This is a messenger RNA of Symbiodinium necroappetens, 742 nucleotides long. Lineage: Eukaryota; Dinophyceae; Suessiales; Symbiodiniaceae. The record is from the annotation of a GenBank genome assembly.